Molecule: messenger RNA, 3814 nt
Organism: Erpetoichthys calabaricus (reedfish)
Lineage: Eukaryota; Metazoa; Chordata; Cladistia; Polypteriformes; Polypteridae
Gene: pik3cd
Product: phosphatidylinositol-4,5-bisphosphate 3-kinase, catalytic subunit delta
Exons: 23
Coding region: 287-3415 (1042 amino acids)
Biological process (GO): phosphatidylinositol-mediated signaling; phosphatidylinositol 3-kinase/protein kinase B signal transduction; phosphatidylinositol-3-phosphate biosynthetic process
Cellular component (GO): plasma membrane; phosphatidylinositol 3-kinase complex; cytoplasm
Molecular function (GO): 1-phosphatidylinositol-4-phosphate 3-kinase activity; 1-phosphatidylinositol-3-kinase activity
Source: RefSeq, a predicted model, not a curated record
CUAUUUCCUUCUGUGUCAAGCAGAUGCAUUUUACCACUGUUGUUAAGCCCAGCUCUGGCUGUAGCUCUUGGACUAAAGUUUGUAUUGGGGUUCAUCUGCUAUCAAGUUGAGAAGAUUUAUAUCCCAGUUAGUGAAUAAAAUAAAAAGGAAUAUCAUCAAUGAAGAUGCUGACACAUUAACAACAAUGAGUUCAUGGGUCCAGAUAUAAAAACGACACCUCUGAAGCAGCUGUAUCGAUGCAUGUCCACUUCAAUCCGGUAGUGGGCAGUGAGAAGUGGGGUCCAGGAUGCCUCCGGGAAUGUACUUUAUCCUGGAGAACUGGGAAGAAGAGGCAAGCCAAGAUGUCCAAAUAGAUUUUCUUCUACCAACGGGAAUUUAUCUGAGUUUAUCUGUAUCACGCAACAGCACUAUAGAGGCCAUAAAAGAGAUCAUAUGGAACAAGGCUAAGACAGAACCACUCUUCUGUGCCCUUAAUGACCCAGAUAACUAUGUGUUCAUGUGCAUCAACCACACAGCUGAACGAGAGGAGAUAGAGGAUGAGCAGAGGCGUCUUUGUGAUGUCCGUCCAUUCUUUUGUGUUCUACAGCUCGUUGGGCGGGAGGGAAACCGGAUUGAGAAGCAAAUCAAUAGCCAAAUCAGUCUCCUGAUUGGAAAAGGUUUACAUGAAUUUCAUUCUUUGAAAAAUUUGGAAGUGAAUGACUUCCGUACCAAAAUUCGACCUUUUUGUGAGGAGAAAGCAAUGGACCGACAGCGACUUACAUGGUAUCCAUGGAUGAUGUGUAACUAUCCCUUUGAACUGGAGCCAUACCCAAAGCUUCCAGAAACUGGUGUACUGAAGUCCCGCAGCAGCAAAAAAUUCAUGGUCAAUGUUAAGUUUGAAAACAGUGAAGAAAGUUUUACACUUCAAAUAUCACCUCAGGAUGUUCCAUUAACUUUAAUGCAGUCUGCUUUGAAAAAGCGAGCAAUGGUCUUCAGAGAGCCAAAGCAAGAUAAAGUAACUGAUUAUGUCUUGAAAGUGAAUGGUAGAUUGGAAUUUAUCUAUGGGGACUAUCCACUUUACCAGUUCAAAUUCAUAUGUGCCUGUCUACAUGCAUCUACAACCCCUCAUUUAACCAUGAUACACUGUAGCACCAUAAAGUCGAUGCAAGAUGAGCAAGAAGGCUUCAGUGUCCAAGUUUCCAAGAUUUGCUCAGGCCCUAAACGACCCCCUUUACCCCCAAAAAAGCAAGAUAUGUCUUUUACUAUAGAAGAGCCAUUUCAAAUCCAUUUGCUGCAAGCAUCCAAAGUUAACGUUGAUGAUGGGAUGACGCUAAUUGUUCAGGCUGGUCUUUUUCAUGGCAGUGAAAUGCUGUGCAAAACAGUCACCAGUAAUGAUGUGCAGUUCUCUUCUGAGCCGGCGUGGGAUAACAAGCUUGUCUUUGACAUAAAUGUGUCUGAUUUGCCUCGCAUGACCAGAUUGUGCUUUGCUCUGUUUGGAGCAGUAGAACGAACCAAAAAGCCACGUUCUACCAAAAAAAAGCUGAAGAAAGCUGACUGCCCCCUUUCCUGGGUGAACACCAUGGUUUUUGAUUAUGCAGAUCGUCUGAAGACUGGAGAGCUCACCUUGUAUGCAUGGCCAUCAACUUUAGAUGACAAAGUAGAUCUUCUGAAUCCCAUGGGAACAGUAGAUAGUAAUCCCAAUAUAGAAAGCACAGUAUCACUGACUAUUUUCUUUCCAAACUUCAGAACACAGCCUAUUUACUAUCCGCCUACUGAAAAGAUUAUUCAAAUGGGCAUGAAUGGGAAGGCCUCAAGAGCAAGCCCUGAAGAGUUGCAGAAAUUAAAAGAGGUACUGGAGAACAAAAACUACACAGAGUUUUUUGAAGAUGACAAAGAACUUUUGUGGAAGCUGCGUUAUGACAUUCGAGAAUUGUACCCAGAGAAUCUAGCCAAACUUUUGUCAAUUACAAAGUGGAAUAAGCAGGAAGAUGUAGCCGAGAUGAUAUAUCUUUUGCAACACUGGCCAGAUUUGUCUCCACUGCAUGCCCUGGAACUUUUGGACUACACUUUUCCUGACCGAAGUGUUAGAGCCUUUACUAUUCGCUGUUUAAGAAAGUUAAGUGAUGAUGAACUUUUCCAGUAUUUGCUGCAGCUGGUACAGGUGCUGAAGUAUGAAUCCUACUUAGAUGGUGAUCUGACGAGGUUUCUGCUGGAGAGGGCUCUGGCCAACCGAAAAAUUGGGCACUUUUUGUUUUGGCACCUCAGGUCAGAAAUGCACGUCCCCUCUGUUUCUUUCAGAUUUGGACUUAUUUUGGAAGCUUAUUGCCGAGGCAGCACUCCUCAUAUGAAGAUACUAGCAAAACAGAAUGAAGCACUAAAUAAAAUGAAAUCUCUGACUGACUUUGUGAAAUCCAGCUCCCAAAAAACCACAAAGAAUAUUACCAAAGAGGUAAUGCAAUUCUACAUGAAACAAGAUGCCUACUUGGAGGCCCUGAAGGACCUGCUUAACCCACUUAACCCUAACCUUAUUCUUUCAGAUCUAUGUGUGGAAAAAUGCAAAUUCAUGGACUCCAAGAUGAAGCCUUUGUGGCUUGUUUACAAUGACAGCUUUCAGAGUGGCUCCAUUGGGAUCAUUUUUAAGAAUGGUGAUGAUCUCCGCCAGGAUAUGUUAACCUUACAGAUGAUCAAAUUGAUGGAUGUCUUGUGGAAGCAGGAGGGUCUGGAUUUAAGAAUGAUUCCCUAUGGCUGCCUGUCAACUGGAUACAAGACGGGCCUGAUUGAGGUGGUCAUUGAUUCAGAUACAAUUGCAAACAUCCAGUUGAACAAAAGUAACAUGGCUGCCACUGCUGCAUUCAACAAGGACGCACUUCUCAAUUGGCUGAAAUCCAAGAAUCCCGGUGAUGCUCUGGAACAAGCAAUAGAGGAGUUUACACUCUCAUGUGCCGGCUACUGUGUAGCUACGUAUGUCCUGGGAAUUGGUGACCGCCACAGUGACAACAUCAUGAUCCGACAAAAUGGACAGUUGUUCCAUAUUGAUUUUGGACACUUUCUUGGGAACUUUAAGAGCAAAUUUGGCAUCAACAGGGAGCGCGUGCCUUUCAUUUUGACGUAUGACUUUGUGCAUGUCAUUCAACAGGGACGAACAAAUGACAGUGAGAAAUUUGAAAGGUUCCGGAGUUACUGCGAAACUGCCUACAAAAUCCUGUGCCGGAAUGGUGUCUUAUUUGUGAAUCUAUUUAAAAUUAUGCAAGCAUCGGGUUUGCCAGAACUGAGCAGCUCCAAAGACAUCCAGUACCUGAAGGAUUCUUUAGCUUUGGGAAAACCAGAAGAGGAGGCUCUUAAAAACUUCAAAGUCAAAUUUAAUGAAGCACUCCGGGAAAGCUGGAAAACCAAAGUGAACUGGAUGGCUCAUAAUGUAGCCAAAGAUAACAGAUGAGGAAGCAGUGACCCGAAACACUCUUCAGGAGCGAGAAGGGCCUUUUUUUUUUUUUUUUGGCUGAAUGUUUACACUCUUCUAGCAACUUCGGCAUUUCAGAGCUGCAAAAGAAGAAAUCGUGUGUGGGCAACACGUACUGUAUGACAUGGCACUGUAUCAGGAUGAGAUUCAAACACACCACUUGACUGGCCAGUGCUAUUGACAUCACUUUAAUGGGUACGCACAGCAGUAGACCCUGUGACUAUGAUGUCACUCGUGGUAGAUGUUCAAAUUUACAUUAACAGUCCCAAAAAAAUAAAUAAAAAAGAAAUUACUGAGUGCUGGGGGGAAAAAAAAAAUAGAAACUGUGAAGAAUUCAGUAGCUUUAUGAAGCACAAGUGCACUGUAUGGACAGCAACA